Molecule: messenger RNA, 1518 nt
Organism: Knipowitschia caucasica
Lineage: Eukaryota; Metazoa; Chordata; Actinopteri; Gobiiformes; Gobiidae
Source: the annotation of a GenBank genome assembly
AUGGCGGACUUGGCGAACGAAGACAAGCCUGCCAUAGCACCUCCUGUGUUUGUGUUUCAAAAAGACAAAACGGCACAGAAGCGAUCAGCUGAUGGCUCAAGUGCAGAAGAUGGAGAAGAUUCAGACAAAGAUGACGGAAGCUAUUGCCCUCCUGUGAAAAGGGAGAGGACCUCCUCGUUCCCGCCUCCGCACUCUGUUUCCAAGAACAAUGUAUUCAUGCCCUCGAGUUUCAGCCAGUCCCCGACUGGCAACUCUGACUCUGAGCCAGAGGAAAAGCCAACAGGAUUUAGACUAAAGCCCCCAACACUCAUUCACGGACAAGCCCCCAGUUCAGGCGUCCCGAGUCAGAAACCCAAGGAGCAGCAACGUAGUGUUCUCCGCCCUGCAGUCCUCCAAGCACCAGCUUCCAAAUCACACAUGGACUCAAAUUCCAGUUGUGGGACGAAUGGAGUAAAAAAGUCAGACGAGGCCUCUGAAACAUCCCUCUUUUUGAACAACACGGAGCACUUAAGCGACCAGACAAAGUCACUGAAACAUGAAAACGAAGACGGAGCAAGUAGUAACAACGAAGGGGGCGGAGCCGAAAAGGGCUCAGAUGUAGCAAUAUCUUUUGUGUUUGGGCAAAAUAUCAAAGACAGAGCUAAGCUCGAAGAAAACAGUACAGGAAAGUCAAAAGAUUCAUCAGACUCUGAGAGCACCAAUUAUUUUUUACAGUACAUCUCUACCCCAAGUUCAAAAAAUGCGGCAAACAGCCCAGAAAGUGGCACGAAAUUUGUUUUUGGACAGAACAUGUCCGAUAGAGUUUUGAGUCCACCAAAAGGAGAGUCUGCAGUAGAAGAAACGACGGAGAUUCCGGAGCCACCGCUCUCGGAGCCAUCGUCACAGGAAAACACGCCAGAGAAAGCAAACAACGCAUCAGAGUCGUUGGAGGAAUCUGCAGCAGCGUACACCAAAGCCACAGCCAAGAAGUGCGUCUUAGAGAAAGUGGAGGUCAAGACUGGAGAGGAAUCGGAAAGCAAUGUUUUACAGAUGCAGUGCAAGUUGUACGUCUUCGAGAAGACUGCGCAGACGUGGAUAGAGCGAGGCCGAGGGUUACUGCGGCUCAACGACAUGGCGUCAACGGAAGACGGCGCAUUACAGUCGCGUGUCGUGAUGAGGACACAAGGGAGUCUGCGGCUGAUCCUGAACACAAAGCUCUGGGCACAAAUGCAGGUGGACAAAGCAAGUGAGAAGAGCGUACGAAUCACUGCCAUGGACACGGAGGAUCAGGGAGUCAAGGUCUUUCUAAUAUCGGGCAGCUCUAAAGACAUCGGUCAGCUGGCGGCGGCGCUGCAUCACCGAAUCUUGGCUCUGAAGAGCAAAGCAGAGCAGGAGCCCGAGGUCCCGACUGUCACUGUCCCCGAGCCAGACAUCCCACAGUCCAGCGACGAGGAAGACUCCGCUAACACCACAGCCGCCUCCACCACGGCCACGAGUACUUCAGAAGGCGCCGAGGGCCAGGUGGCAGGGAGCACAUAG